Pomacea canaliculata is the source of this 8624-nucleotide messenger RNA. RefSeq names its product RE1-silencing transcription factor-like. Gene Ontology annotation, biological process: regulation of transcription by RNA polymerase II. Gene Ontology annotation, cellular component: nucleus. Gene Ontology annotation, molecular function: RNA polymerase II cis-regulatory region sequence-specific DNA binding; DNA-binding transcription factor activity, RNA polymerase II-specific. The coding region runs from base 179 to 2203 and encodes 674 amino acids. Lineage: Eukaryota; Metazoa; Mollusca; Gastropoda; Architaenioglossa; Ampullariidae. The record is from RefSeq and is a predicted model, not a curated record. The transcript has 11 exons.
GACCAAGGGAGGGAACUGUGAAAUAUGACCGCGGCUACAGGAUGCCAAGUAAAAUUCCUGGCGCCAAAACAUUGAGAAAACUGGAGAUGGGCUUCACCAACUUUAAAGUACAGAUAACUAGGGGACGUAAUUUUUGUGACGCUCUUUCGCGUCGAAGGUGAAGUUGAAGACUUCCUGAAUGUCCCCCGUCGGGCCCCCAGAUUCCACAUCCAUCAAGAUUGAUCAAAAACACCACCUCUUUUUGCCCACUGGUGUGCACUCCAGUUUCACAGCAAAUGAAAUGAACUCACUGCAGUGGCCCCUGCCGCCUGCCAUUAUGGACCAACUGGCAGCUGCGGCAGCGGCGAGUUACGUCACUCAGCCAGGGCCACCUCCAGGGCAACAGCAGCAGCAGCAGCAGCAGCCGCAGCACCAGCCUCCGCCGCGAGCACCUAAUCUGGUAGACACUGCUGUACAAACAGAUGUCACGACUGUGGUGCAAAGCAAGCAGGAGAUGGCCAGGGCUCAGAUUGCAGCAGCAAACAGGCUGUUAGCAUCUACCUCCUCUAUCACCUUCAACUCUUGCGAAUACUGUGGACGUGUCUUUGCCAAAAAAGAGUAUCUACGACGCCAUGUCAGAAUCCACACAGGUGAACGCCCAUACAGGUGUGUUGUUUGUCAGCUGAGUUUCCGCAGAAGUCACCACUUGCGGCGCCAUGAACUAAUGCACACAGACGUGAAGCCAUUUGGCUGUCAUCUGUGUGACAAGGCCUUCAAGCAGAAGCAGCACCUCGAUCGCCACCUGACAAGCCAUUCUGGUGAGAAGCCCUUUGCCUGUCAUCUCUGUGAGAAAGCCUUCACACGGAAACAGCAUCUGGAUCGACACGUCAAGAUGCACACAGGCGAGCUGGAACGUACAUACAAGUGCCAUGUCUGUGAGAAAAUGUUCUUCCGCAGCCAUCACCGUGACAAGCACUUGAAGUCACAUGGUAUUGCUGCCCUUGAAACUAAGAAUCGCAACCUGAACUUCCUGCCUCUGAAUAUUGAUCUGACAAAGCCUGGAGCUGUGGAAGCACUAAGUGCUACAUCCCCACACAGUGGCACCAGUGACUCCUCAGAUUCUGACGAUGAGAAACAACCUACCCCUGACAAGCAGAAUUCACAGGUUACCAAACUAGAAGGAUGUCGCAAACGCAAGACUCAUUCGCCAGUACGUUUGGCCCUGGGUGAGAAAAAGAGCAGAAGUUCAAAGAAUGACACGGCUUCCAACACUACGACAAGCACCAACACUGGCGAUGCUAAUGGGCAAAAUUCUGCACUCGCCAACCAGAGGUCCACCUUUGACUAUGGUGGCAUGCGAAACGACAUUGUCUUUCCACGCAAUGAAGCAGUGAGUGCUAUGGCCAUGAGAGACAACACUGGCGGCAACAAUGGCAACAACGGUGGCAAUAAUGGGGGCAUGAAUCAGCAGACAGGUUCCUCAACAGAUGGAGGAAUGCAGACGCCUCAUCAUCUGGGUAGUGGAAACCAGGGAAUUGACAUGCAGCAACAGUCCCAGCAGCAGCACUUUGCCAUGGGUGCAGCUAUGAACUGCCUGAGUGCAGCUCAGCUUCAGCAGAUGAUGGCAGGCCAGCGCACAGACAUCAAGGUGGAUCCUUCUUCACAGCAGCAGGAGGCUGGCGGCGGUGGAGGAGGUAAUGGAGGGAAGAGCUCACAGCCACUUGUUGUCCCAACCUCACACUUUUCCUCUGCCUCCAAAAUGGCCGAGAUUCAACAACCCAAGUACACUUCUGCAGCAGCAGCCAUUGCUGGCAGACAACUGCAGCAGGCAGGAGUUGGAAUGGGUGUUGGGGUGAUGGAACAGCCUGUCCACUUCAAGUCUGUGGUUGGAGCUCAAGGAGCAGCAACUCCGCACCAGACAUGGCCCCCAGCACUCAACUGGCCACCAAGGUUAUCUCUCUUGCCAGAUGGCAGCUUGCAGAGUGUUCCUGCGCUGACCACGUAUGGAACUGUAAACAUGGCUGACCUCAACCAGGUUAGUGGGGCAGCCAUGUACUCUGCCCAGAAAGCUAUGGAGAUGCGCAUGGCAGCUGGUCUUCACCGCUCGCCUUCUCUCGGUGGAGAUGCAUGGGUACCUGUUAGUGUUGGCUCUGAUCGCAACGGUCAGCGUGGAGGGCCAAGUGCUGGUGAUCGCAGGAUCUACAGCCCUCAACCCUCGACCUAGACAGCAGGCUUGCCUUCUGCCUGAUUCUGUUGGUCCUGGCAUGGCAGGAAUUUUGCUGCCUUCAGGAUUUUAGUUCAUCAUAUUUUAGCUGGCAAAAGUAGCUUGUAUGGUGUUGGAAGACUUUGCCCCAAACCAAAAUGUUAGAACCAGCUUGGUUCUGGAGAAGAAGGGACGUGCAGUUGUCUACUUGUGUAACUGCUACCAAUCUCUUAUUUGGGCUUAUGUUUUUUGUUCAAAAUAACAGCAAAACUGAAUUGCUUCCUUCAUAUUUUUUGUCAGCCCCUUCUUCCAUUAUAGGCCUACAUGUUAAGCAGCCUUGGAAUCUUUUAGGGAUGGUCCUGUGUUCCUAUUUGUAGAGAGAAAAGUUUGCAUGUUCACUUUUAUUAAUGAUUGAGUUCCGAGCUUAUUUUGGAGAAAAUUCAUGUCUUAGAUGUAUGCAAUUUGUUUUUCUUUUUUGUUUUUUUUUUAAGUUUGCGUGAAAACGUGUGCACUUCAUUCUUAAAGCCACCAUUAUUUGGUCCCAGCAUGUUAUUUUGGUUAUUUGUUCUUUUUCUCUUGCUGUCUGGUAAGCUCAUAUUCUUUCAUCUCUUCCCUCUUAUUUUAUUUUACUAGCUCUUUCUCUGCCUUGUGCUAUCAUUAGUAUGAUUGUCUUUGGACCAAAAGUUGUGGAUUUGAGACUCCAAUGUGCCAGAGGCUGAAAUCUCUAUCCACCUAGCAGUAUUUUCCAAAGAAGGCCAAAGGCAGCAGAAGAGGAUUGGACUCAAUAUGCCAUACCCUAGACAUGGUGAACCAUUCUGAAGUUCAUUAUCCCUAUGGCCACUAGAAUGUGGGACACUUUUCUGCAUGAUAAGUCUUUGUCCUGGCUCUGGUUAUUAAAAGGAUUUUUAUUUUAUUCAUCUUUAAACCAACUGGUAGCCAUACAUUUUCUGUGGAUACUCAGGAAUAGGACUUAUGAAAACAAUUUGAGAUAUAUGGUGAGAGGGUGGGGGAUGAGUGGUUUGGAGUAGUUCGGGUUAAAGAUAAAGAACCAGGUAUUUACUACAGAUAAAGGAUGACAGGCCAUGUGUAAAGUCUUGUCAUGGCAAUGGGCUGUAAAUAGCCAGAGCAGGGACAGAAUUUUCAUGUAGUCAGUACCAUGUCAUAAUUGCUUGGGAUCAGUAUAUUCGUUUCCCACUUAUCAUGGACUCUUGUCAAAAAUGUUUUCAUUAUAAACAAAAGAUUAAGAUAUAUAUAGCUCAAAAAGAAAGAGACAUCUAUUUUCAUUUCUGUUGCAAAGUUUCUAUUUGGAAUGCGGAAGUUAACCUGUAUAUAAUGAUGUAGUUGUUAAACACUCUGUUGUCUGCUGGGUUUCAUGGGUUCAGGUGCACAGUUGUUUCCACAUAACCGUUUCCAUACGCAGAUGUAUUUGUUAAAUGUGGCCCCAGAAUGUCAGACAUGUUACUUUCCUGGGUAUUCCCAUGUUCUAGGUAACUGACAUUUCUGGAUUUGUUCAUCCCUCCUCCUGUUAACUGUUGUUCAAAAUAACAAUAGUGUCACCUUUAUGUAUACAACGUAAAGCCAGGUGUCUCUGGAGGCUUCAAAGCCGCCUUGAGAAAUACAGAGCUCGUGUUGGUCCAGCGUGUGUUGCAUACUGUUCUGUAAUACCUCAUUAUACUGCAGUGGUCUGUCACUUUCGUUCUGUACAUACUGCAAGCCUCACAACAGUGGGAAGGAGUGCGUGGUGGGGCGUCAUCACAGUCUUCAGUAUCAUUGACUUCAAUUUACUGAAGACCCUGCUACAGGAGGUAGGUUUUUAUUGUGUCGUCAAGUAAUCCUGGAAUCUGCUGGGAGUGGAGGGGAAGGUUGCAGGGCCUAUAUCAUAACACCAAAUAUAAGCUGAAAUAGUAUUUUCCUUCACAUUCGUCCCUAGACCAGAUGCUGCCUUAGGUCAUCGGUAAAACAUAGUUACAUUCUGCCUCCAUGGCUUUGUCAUAAUACUGAGUGGUUAAACCCCAAUGUGACUGUCUGUGUACAUAAGUUGUGUGUAACGUUUGGUAUGGGGAGACGUCUGUAGGGCUGUACAGUGAUGUGUGAAGAGGAGACAAGCAUGUGACAAAUACAUUCAUCGCCAUAUAUCUGUACUGAAUGAGUCAUCUCUACUUGAGAGCAUAUUGUUUAUAUUUCUUAUAAAUACUUUGGAUUUGUGUUAAAUGUCCUUCAUAGAUUUCUCUUGCACCUUUGUGGAUAUUUUAAUAUGUUUUUAUCAGAUGACGUUUUGUGUUCUUAUACAUGUGUUGGUUUAGCUGAAGCUUUGUUGCAAAGGGCUAACCAGCAACAGCAAAGUUUCAAGUAUAUAUCAUGCAACAUAUAAUGAGUGUACCACUGUUUUAUUUUACCUUUUUUUGAAAUUGUAUAUAAUAUAAACACUGAUAGCUUAUGUGUAUGCUGUCAAAGAGAAUUUCCCUCUGAUUUGGUUUUUAUCAUAAGAGUUUUGGGUGAAGAUAAUACACACAAGAUAUAUCUUCUAAAACUUACUGGCAGGCAGAAUACACCAGGAUGAUUUUAGGGCAAAAGCUGAAAGAUUUUACAGCAACUUGUUACCAGGAGACAGAGUUAGUAGUCUGUACUGAUGACUUUGAAAUAGGUGUUAAAUAAUCACUAAAGGCCAUUUGAAUAAAACAUUUAAAGCACUUGCAUAGUUUAUCAUUGUCUUAAGCAGUAUUUUAAGUUCAGAGAAAACAUUCUAUCUUAUAAAACUGGCUGAGAGUCAAGCAAUAGUCACAUAUUUAGCCAGAUAACUUGUCUACAUUUUAUAGGAAAAAACCCCACUGAAUAAAUUUUAUUUUAUUGCUAUCUUUACAUUUUCCAUAUUACAAAAAAUGUAUGCUGUGUUUAAGCUGUGGAAAAGCUUUUUGAAGUUUGGUUUCCUGGUGAAUUUGUUGAAGGGCUUCACUUACAGGCUGUUGUAUCUUUUGCCAUCUGCUUUACCCAGCAUUCUAGCUCUAUCAGCUGCAGUGCAUGACAUAGUACAGUAGACUGCCAUCUUUGUUCCAUACUAGCUGUCAGCUGUAGGUGCCUAGACCAUACUUAGGAAAAAAAAUCCAAAAGAGGUCUGCUGCUUGUUGGUCACCAAGUUCCUGGGGUGAGUGAAAUGAAAUUUCUUGCAUGGUCAUGUCAUGUCUCCUUGACUGUUCUCAACUCAAGAAGAAUGAACCUAUGAGAACGUGGCUUCCUGUUUUCAGGGUGCUAUAUUUUACGAAAUCAUUUCAUGUAAUAGAAAUCUUUGUGGUUAAAAUUUUUAAUCUAUUUCUGUACUAGGGAUUUUCAACCAAGAUGUUUAUAUGUGGUAAUAAAGACUUACAGAGUGAUCAUUAAAGCUUAACACCUUGGGUUUGACUCUAUAGUUGUCAUGUGAUCUUUGGUAGAUGCAUGUUGACACAACAGCAGUUAGAUUAAUGCAGCAAAUUGCCAUAUCCUGAAAUGGGGAUUCAGCUCUUGGGCUGUAGUGUUAAUGUCGAGCACCAUGUUUGAUAGUGAACUUAGUUAAGUAGAAUUGCUGUUGUUGAUGAUCAUUGAUGUGUGGUUCUGUUAGGCACGCUUAUUGCAGCAUUUGCAUCACACAGCAUGUAAUAGUCUUUAAUAAGUUGUACCUUUUUGCAAUAGCCAGUUGAGUUUGAGGAGUGGGAAGACAAAAUAGUUUGACAUAAUGCGUUGUAGUUGUAUAGGAUUUCAGAUACAAAAUGUUUAUGUUGACUGUCAUUAGGGGAGGAAUAACGACUGUGCUGCCAUCAGUGUUUCCUUGAUUGUGUACAAGACACAUAUUUGUUGCAUAUUAUGCUUUUAAUGUCAAUUUUGGAGAUAGCAGUUUGAUGUACAUGGAUGCACGAGUGUGUGUGUGCUGGUGGUGGUAGUGGGAGGGGGGAAUGCGGUGAUACAGUCUGUUUGAGAGAUGAAACAAGGGGAACAUCUGGGGCACAUUGUGUGCACUCAGGUUUUUCUUUCUAUAAUUAAAAAUCAAACUAGAAUUUAGUCACAGCUUUUUAUGUUUGCUUAGUAUCUAUGGCAUUGCUGUCCUUAGUUACAUGUCUUUACAGGGAUUUAUCUGUGUGUGUGAAUGUGUGCAUGUGCACUGUGUGAAUACACAUAUGUACUUAUAUGCACCUGCAUGUUUGCUUUAUAUGUUGGAUACAGGUGAUGGUGUAAUAAUACAGUGUUUUGUUGGGCUGCUUAUUGUCAUCUCCCCCAUACAAAAAUACCCAAGUCAUGAUGACAGUAUUUUUCUCUAAGAAUUGAUUUAUGUUAAAGAGCUGGUACAUGCUUUUUAACUUUUUUGCUUCCCCUUUCUCAAGAGAAAAGGAACAAUUACUCAUAAAAAUUACUUUUGAUCAGGUUUUUUUUUUUUUACUGAAGUAAUGGCAUUUCUUUACAAAUUCUUAUAGGCUCUGUUUAGUUUCUGAUGCAAUAUUUGUGUACAGCACUAAAACAAAUGAGUGCCUUGAAUGCAUCUACAUAUAGGCAGUGCACAUUGUAUCCAGUUUCUUUGACAGGUAUUUCACUCUUGUAAAUUUUUUUUAAUCUUUAUUUUUUAAGAUGUCACAUGUAACUAUUGCUACAGUGUACAUAAACAUAAGACAAAAAUAUUCAGUUUUAGAUGUCAGUUUUUUUCCCCAUCAGUAAAAAUAGCAUCAGUUUGAAGAAAUAAUGGCAUGCCAACUAAAGAUCUGUGUGUGAGGUGUUGGGGCACUUACUGUUUUCUCAAGAAAAAGCCCAUAGAACAGAAGAAAACAUCCUGUUCUGUUUUUUUUUUUUUUCAGUGGGGGAAAAAUGGAGAACUGUAAGCAGGAGUAAGGGACAAGAAGUGAUGCUCACAUUUUUUUCUACAAAUAAUUAAAAUCGAUCCAGUUAGGAAGUUUAAAACCAAUUUUUUCUCAGUUUGUAUCAGACGUGAUAAAUAAUGCAUGUGUCAUUACAAUCCAUUUUACUUUGAUGAACAUUGAAGAUAUUUGCAUCUUGGAUUUUUCUUUUUAAAAGCAUAACUGGUCACUAAAUUAUACAGAAUGUGGGGUUUAUAAUAUGUGUUUGUGUGGUUGUGUUUCUAGCAUCAUUAUUGCUACAUUAUUGUUGGAGAAGAUGGAUCUUGGACUUGCUUGUUUCAUACUUUUUCCAUUGGAUUUCAUCUCAGUCUGAAUUCAUGAAUAUGUUGGGCCAGAUUUUUCUUUUGGAUUAAAGCACUGUAAAAAUGUAACUUUAAAAAUAAAAUUUUAAAUGCGGUUAUAAAUGUUGUAAAGUGGAAUAAUGAGAACCCAAACACAAGCCCACAGUAAAGAUUUAAUAAAUGACCAAUCAUCUUGACUUUACACUAAUUGGGGAGAAAAUAAUGAAUAUGCCUUUUAAGGAUUUUCCCCCUUUUACUGCAUCCAGCCUUUUUUUUUUUUUUUAUGGCGAGAGUUGUUAUUUUGAGUGUAUGUUGUUAUUAUCUUUCAGUCUAACAGACUGCUGUGUAUCUGGGCCGAAAGCAUGUGUAUGUGUGUUUAUUAUAUAAUCUAUGAAACGUGAUAGACAUUUGACAGAAUUAUCUCCAUAUUUUAAAUUUCUUUUUUGAUAUAUCUGGGAGGGCAUAUUUCUAUGUAUGUUAUUAUUUUGAGCAUGUAAAAUGCUCGGUUCUAGUACUCAAGUCAUUGUAUCACAUUUAACUUUGCCCAUUCCGCGGCAUAUUUUACCACCUUGUUAGACUUGCAGAAUCCACCCCUCUUGCUGUAUACUUGUGCCUGUUGCACUGCUCUUUCUUUUUGUGGAUUGUAAAUAAUUUUUUUAAUGAACUCCUGCACUGCAGCACUGAUGAAAUGCCACAUGGUGAUUCUCAUAACGGUUGUAAGAUGGGACAGACUGUUGGAAAAGCAAAGAUAAAAGUACAGACUCUUCAUGUACAGUGUAUGGAUGUGUUGUCUGUUUUGUCUUCCUGUGUAACAAGUAACUUUUGUGUAAUUAAUUUGUUUUGGCAGAUGUGUUUUAUUAGUUUUAGCAAGAAGUUUGUACUCUACAGAUGUUAAACAUGUUAAUUUUUGAGUGUCCUUGCAAUCUCUAAUAUUGUGCAAAUACUGUAAACCUUUUGUAUGUUCUAAUCAUGAAAUUUCUUUUUGCAUUAUUUUUAAAGCUAGAAUUUCUUAAAAUUUAAAUUGAAUCAGGAUUUUUUGGUCAAAAUUUGAUUGUAACAUGAAAGCUGUUCUUGUUUGCAUAUAAAUUUGCACGAGUGAAAUAGAGCUUCAUAAUUAUCUUUUUGUGUUUCGCUUCAAUUUUACUUAGCUCCAAGCUUAAAAUAAAUGCAGCAUUUUCUCGCAUUUUCUCAUGUCUCUUUGUAAAUAAAAGCAGAGUUUUUUUUGUGGUCCAACACUACAUUGCAUUAAUCAGUAGCAAAACCAAUAAAAGCAAGUCAUUUGCAAAA